This is a messenger RNA of Triticum dicoccoides, 855 nucleotides long. Its product is annotated as 60S ribosomal protein L21-1-like. The transcript has 2 exons. The record is from RefSeq and is a predicted model, not a curated record. Gene Ontology annotation, cellular component: ribosome. Gene Ontology annotation, molecular function: structural constituent of ribosome. Lineage: Eukaryota; Viridiplantae; Streptophyta; Magnoliopsida; Poales; Poaceae. Gene Ontology annotation, biological process: translation. Bases 84 to 578 code for a protein of 164 amino acids.
CCAAACCCUCGCAAACCCUAGUCCCCCCACACCAACCACCCUUCUCCCGCCGCCGCCCCGCGAAGCAAAGCAGGAGGAGCAGGAUGCCGGCGGGCCACGGUCUGCGGUCGCGGACGCGCGACCUGUUCGCGCGCCCGUUCCGGAAGAAGGGUUACAUCCCGCUCACCACCUACCUGCGCACCUACAAGGUCGGCGAGUACGUCGAUGUCAAGGUGAACGGCGCCGUGCACAAGGGUAUGCCGCACAAGUUCUACCACGGCCGCACCGGACGCGUGUGGAACGUCACCAAGCGCGCCAUCGGCGUCGAGAUCAACAAGCAGGUUGGAAACCGCAUUAUCAGGAAAAGGAUCCAUGUCCGUGUUGAGCAUGUGCAGCCAUCCAGGUGUGCGGAGGAGUUCCGCCUGAGGAAAGUGAAGAAUGACCAGCUCAAGGAGGAAGCCAAGGCACGUGGUGAGGUCAUCAGCACCAAGAGGCAGCCGCUCGGCCCUAAACCUGGGUUCAUGGUUGAGGGUACCACAAUCGAGACCGUCACUCCCAUUCCGUACGAUGUGGUCAAUGAUCUCAAGGGUGGUUACUAGGGUGUUUGGGUUAUCUGCCUGCACAACCAGUUCAAAUCUAUGGUGCUCUUAUGGGUUGGAUUUGCUCUCUGAGCAGUAGUCUGGGUUGGGUCUUUAUUCAUGUCAAGAAGAUUUUCGGUGUAGGUUGCUAUCAUGAGUUUUGCAGAAAUGCUAUACUGUGCUAUUUCCUUAAGAAUGAUGAUGUGCUCUGUUGAACUAUGUAGUUACAUUGCUUACCUCCGAAGGUUCUCUUUGCCUCUACAGCCUUGGUACUGCAGAGCUGCUGCAGCUUGCUGUU